CGUUCUUUAAGAUGCCGUUUUACGCUGUAAUUUUCAGGACUUCGAAAGCCGGUGCAAUAGCCAAAAACUGGGAGGAGGCUCGUGGGUUGAGAGAUGCUACUCCUAAUUCUUAUGCCAAGAAAUUUGAUACAAAAAUAGAAGCUGAAAAAUACAUCAAAGAUUUCAAAUAUGUGUGUAUAGAAAAUACACAAAGCACUAAUCAUAGAUCAUCACUAGAUCAUUUCAAAGGUGCGAAAAGAAAAAGAUCCGAUAAUCCAUUAUAUCCAAUCAGCUCAGUGAAAGACCAUAUAAAAAAAAUAAAAAUAGCAUUCAGUGAUUUGCGAGUUGCUGUAUCAUCAUUUUCAGGAUUAUCGGCGACCUGUGAAGACCAAUUGAAGAUUUUAAAUGAUGAAGUUAUUGGUAAACUUCAUGAAAUAUUGAAUGUGAAUGAAACUGAAUCCAUAGACAAUUUGUCGUUAGUUGCUACAACAAAUACACCGUUAAAUAAAAACCUGAUAUGUUCUUCAAAUAUUGAUGCUAUUGAUGGUACCGACUUACUCCCGUCUGAACUAGAAUCAGCAAAAAAAUCUUUUACAUUCAAUGAAGAAAAUCAAGUUGUUGUUUAUACGGAUGGUGCUUGUUCAAACAAUGGCUAUAAAGGAGCAUGUGCAGGGGCAGGAGUAUGGUUUGGAAAUGACCAUCCUCUGAAUUUAUCAAUAAGAGUACCUGGAACACAAACUAAUAACAAUGCAGAGAUAUUUUCUACUAUUAAAGCAAUUGAACGUGUUUAUUCUACUGGUCUCACUAGAAUAAGUAUACACACAGAUUCCGAUUUCGUCAUUAAAAGUGUAAAUGAAUGGAUGCCACGUUGGCUGUCUAAAGGAUGGAAAACCAGUGCAGGUGCUGAAGUAAAAAACAAAGAAAUGUUUAUGAUAUUAAAUAAAAGAAUCCAGUCCAUGGAUUCUGUUAGCUGGACAUACGUUCCUGGUCAUAAAGGGAUUAUCGGUAACGAAGAAGCCGAUAAGUUAGCCAGGAUAGGGGCUAAGAUGUAGGGGUAAAAGUUUUAAAUUAAUCUCACUUUUGUUAUUAACCAGUUAAUUUUGUAUGUUUCUUAUUUCAAAUUAACGAUGAACAAAUGUGAAUAUUUAUAGUCUCAUAUCAAUUUUGUAUCCAUUUAUUCAAAAGCGAUAAUGUGAGACAUGCAAGAUUCAGUUUAUGUAUGUAUAUUUAAAAAAUAAAAACUAACAUUUUAUACUUAAAA
Acyrthosiphon pisum (pea aphid) is the source of this 1240-nucleotide messenger RNA. RefSeq lists its product as uncharacterized. The record is from RefSeq and is a predicted model, not a curated record. The transcript is spliced from 8 exons. Bases 12 to 1031 code for a protein of 339 amino acids. Gene Ontology annotation, biological process: DNA replication, removal of RNA primer. Lineage: Eukaryota; Metazoa; Arthropoda; Insecta; Hemiptera; Aphididae. Gene Ontology annotation, molecular function: nucleic acid binding; RNA-DNA hybrid ribonuclease activity; magnesium ion binding.